Sodiomyces alkalinus F11 is the source of this 1146-nucleotide messenger RNA. Its product is annotated as taurine catabolism dioxygenase TauD. Gene Ontology annotation, molecular function: oxidoreductase activity. NCBI's taxonomy places the organism in Eukaryota, Fungi, Ascomycota, Sordariomycetes, Glomerellales, Plectosphaerellaceae. The transcript has 5 exons. The record is from RefSeq and is a predicted model, not a curated record. The coding region runs from base 1 to 1146 and encodes 381 amino acids.
AUGGCAUAUGGUACCACCCUCCCACCCGUUGUCGCGGCCGAGGUUUCGACCUUCUCGAAGGAGGGUUGCUCUUCGGGUGCCGUUGAUUUCUCGGCCCUUCCAAGUGGAUUUCCCGAGUCGAUCACCUCCGACGCUGCCUGGACUGGCGCCAAUUAUGCCAGCAAACCGUCCGAGUUUAUCCUGCUUCUAGCCGCGGUCGAGAUUGAGGAGCUCGAGGAAGCUCUCGCUCAUUUCAAGGGUCUUGACCUAGACGGCGGUCAUGUUACUCGUCACAGCUUCCCGCUUCCCAUUCUGUCCAAGAAACUCAGUCAGGUCGCCCAGGACAUCUAUUCUGGUCGGGGUUUUGCGCUCAUCCGCGGUCUGAAGCCGGAGAAUUAUAGCGUCGAAGACCUCACUCUCCUUUAUCUGGGCAUCCAGGUCCACAUUGCCGACCAGCAAGGACGCCAGGACAAGAGGGGAAACAUGCUAGUCCACAUCGUCGCCGACGACUCAACUGCCCAGAAGGCGGAGCAUCAUCGACAUUCCACCUCGGCCAUCAGUUUCCACAAUGAAGAGGCGGGUGACAUUGUCAGCUGGCUGACGAGAGAUACCGCUGCCAAAGGCGGGAAGUGCAUCCUCGCUUCUGCUCAUACCGUCUAUAAUAUCUUGGCCACUGCUCGACCUGACAUGAUCCGCACUCUGGCUGGUUCUGACUGGCCGUUUUCUCUGCCCCGAUUUCAGUGCCGACCCAUCCUUUUCAACCACGGCGGCAAGAUCAUCAUGAACUUCGGUCGAACACCGUUGAUGGGAAGCGCUGCGCACCCCCGUCCUGAGCACCUCCCGGCCCUUACCUCGCGACAGAUAGAAGCUCUAAAUGCCGUCGAAGCCCUUGCCCGGGCCACGCAGCUUGAGAUCCAGACCCAAGCCGGCGACAUUCACUUCAUCAACAACUUUGCCGUGCUCCAUCGUCGGGAGGGCUUUGUUGACGGUCCCCAGGAGAAGCGGCAUCUCGUACGCAUGUUGCUACGCGAUACUCAGCAGGGUUGGGCCAUUCCCGAGGAACUCAGGCGUCACUGGUUCGAUGCCUUUGAGAGGGAAGCGGAUCGUGCCUGGCAUCUUCAGCCCAUGCCCGAGGGAUUCUUCCCUCUACGCAUCAACACCAACUAA